CUACGCACACGCCGUAUACCCCGUGUGGAGCCAAGUGGCACGGAGUUACUGAAAUUGGAAAUGCGCCCCAACAUUCAGUAGCUCAUUAUCGUGAUCAGUUAUCAUUGAUUCGUCCGGGCCAGUUUCUGUGGACACCAUAUACAGAUUGUAUCCUGCCCGAUUACUGCAUUGAUUCGACCACAUCCUACUUGUGCGACACAUAUUUGGUGUGCUGGUCAUUUGUCGAGGCACACGAGGCUGGACGCGUUUGCCGACAAUUCAACCGCUACCAGCGUAUUCCUCAGUAUUGUGAUAGGAUGCUACAUAAUGCCGGACAUCUGUCUAAAAGUCACCGCCGUGGGAGGAAGGGCGCCGAUUGGGCUAAGGUACAUAAAUUCUACAUUGAAGAAUGGGAUUUGAGACACCACAGGUUCCAAGCAAAUUUUGAUCAUGCCACGAUGACCAUGGAUGGUAGCAUUAAUCCGGGCUAUAUGGCGUGGUUCAAUAGGAUCACAGUGUCGUACCUAGUUCAACCUGCGACACAGUCAACGGUUGGGAUGAACGAGUCAGCAUCUUCUAUGAUGAAAUUGGUCGAGACCAUUCAGGGGAUAUGGCAUUUGACCUCUGAACACGACACAGACCCUCGAUUACGGCAGAUUCGUGCAAUGGCUGCUGAGGCGCUUCGUACGACGGACCAUACUGAUGUGAUGGAGUAUCCAACAUCGCAACGGCGAAAUGUGGUCAUGCCGCCACGCCCACCAACUUCUCUUCGUCAUGGACUGCCGGGUGUCCGGACGGGAGGACACGGGAUUACACGACAGCAUAGGUUGUCGCAGCAGCAACCGCCGCAACCUGAUUAUGCGGUACCAGAGCCCUAG
Salvia splendens (bonfire salvia) is the source of this 857-nucleotide messenger RNA. RefSeq lists its product as uncharacterized. The transcript has 4 exons. The record is from RefSeq and is a predicted model, not a curated record. The coding region runs from base 297 to 857 and encodes 186 amino acids. NCBI's taxonomy places the organism in Eukaryota, Viridiplantae, Streptophyta, Magnoliopsida, Lamiales, Lamiaceae.